Molecule: messenger RNA, 2235 nt
Organism: Plasmodium coatneyi
Lineage: Eukaryota; Apicomplexa; Aconoidasida; Haemosporida; Plasmodiidae
Exons: 4
Coding region: 1-2235 (744 amino acids)
Source: RefSeq, a predicted model, not a curated record
AUGAAGAAGGCCGCCUUCUUCUCCACACUCAAAUACGUUGGGAUCCCCUCCCCCCUGACCGUGAACAGGAACAUGAGACGAUUCAACAUGGCCGAAAACGACCGGAAGAUCUUCUUCUCCUUCAACCUGUUUUCCAUCUUUCUGUUCACGCUGCCGAUAGUUUACCUGGCCAAGGCGAAUUACAAAAUGUGCGAAGAGAACGAAGUGGUUUACAACAAUAAAACUCCAAACGUGCAAAACGCGCUGCGAUCGAACGAAAUGGGAAAGAUAGACGAUAAAGGGAACGCACAGGGAGAUGUCUUCGCCCCCGCAGAGGAAAAUAAACCAGGAAAGACAUCGAUAAAAGGGAGCGAACAAAGCAUUGUUGGGGGCAAGUCCCCCCUCCGUAAGCUCCCCUACCUUCUAAUCCCCCUAUCGGUGAGGUUCCCUCCGUUGGCAAAACUACUCCUGCUCUUCCUUCUGUCCAAGUGGUUAAAACGGGCAGUAGGCAAUGUGCUCAUUCGCUUCCUUUAUCGAAAAAACGACGAAUUAUUUCAGCAACUCAUCCAACUGCUUCUCCUACAAAUGCGCCAAAGCGGAGGAAAAAAGGGAAGCAACAAAUCGAGCUUCAAAGCAGUGUGUCCAAUGGUUGAUGCUGUGUAUAGUAACAUACAAGGAAUGAUGAAGUGCAUCACCCGUGUGUACUUCUUCCUUUAUGGGACCCCAUGCAGUGGGUUGCUCUUUCCUGAGGAUAUAAAUGAAAAAGCUGAACCUAUGUCGACUCCCAGGAGGGUGAGUAAUCUGUGGGUCUUGCGAGGUGCUUACCUUAAUUUGUUUGUCUCGCUGCUGGGCCACCCCGGUGAGAGCGACAAAGCGGAAUGGCCGCAUAACCAACCGGCACAACACCUUAACCACCCAACCGAACAGAUCCUCUACAAAAACAUACGCGACCUGUACAAGGUGAAAUAUCAAAAGGAGUAUCAGAUAAUGAUACGCAGUGAAUUCUUUUCCUUUCUUCAUCGUUUUUGUGAAUUGGUCCAACACGUAGGGAGGAAAGCUUUCUCCUCCGUCCACCUCGUUAUCCUAACUAUCGUGUCUAUUUAUUGCUUGUGUAGAAGUCUCUUCAUUUUAACACAUUACAUACAUGCCCUGGAAAAGAAGAAGCUGUAUGAGCGAUGUUGCGAGAGGGGAGCUGCAGCAGAUGAGCUGUUUCGUCUGCUCAUCGAAUCGGUAGCGCAAAUGAGCGAAGACCUGUCCACCUGUGCAGAGGGCAACCACCCAGAUGACGAUGACGAUGAUGAUGAUGAUGACCUGCCUGAUGGAGAACUCCACAUCUACGACGCGUUGCAAACCAAACUGCGCCUCUGCCUCAGCAUGAUCAAUCGUAUGAAAGAUAAACACCCCAGGGAUGCAUCUAAAAUGUUGGCGAAGCAGAAUCAGAAGCAGGCGCAGGACGUCCCCAGCUGUGAAGAACCUGUUCCUACGUGUGAACCACCCAAACAGAAGGAAGUGUACGAAACGGAACCGUCAAACGGCCACACGGGGGGAGAAACUGCAAAUGGUGAUCCUACCCCCCAAAGGAAGGAACAACAAGGGGUUGUAGACUUGACAUAUUCCGUUUAUUUGUAUGAAAGUAGAACCGGUGAGGAGGUAACGCAAGGGAUGAUGAAGCGCCAAGGUGGGUGUACCUCCGUUGAAGACACCUCUGCGGGACAAUCCUCCCAAGAAAAGCAACCCCGUAAGGUGCAAAAAGGGGAAGAUCUUACAGAGGGUAACUACAACAAUGGACCAACGGACAGUCACAUUGCAUCGUGUGGGAACGCUAAUGAAACGCACAGGAGACACAUCAAGGGGGGACCUUCGCCCCACCCCACUGGCGACCCGCAUGGAAGAAGCAACCCUCCCUCAAAUCUGAGCUACGAAACUUUAAUUAACGAACUGAAAGGGAUGUUUUCAAAAAAAAAGCGAUACAUAUAUAUGAGUAAAAAACUCUGCUUCGAUGAAUCGGUUGGGGACUUUGUCAUGAGGGACGUCUCGUCGGACGGAAAGGGGGACAGCGCCAACCAUAGCGGUAGCGACAAGGCAUGCACGGAUCGACGUGCCGAAAUGGCCGCAACAGGAGGAGUGUAUCCACGAAGCGAAGAAAACACGCCCGAAGAAAUGACGCCCGAAGAGGACCACCUCAGACCAAUGGUUGAUAUGCCCACCUUCCGACAGAACAUCGCGGCCGCCAUUACGCGUGAGAGGAUCGUCUAG